CAAAAUGAAGGGCUCCACUUUCGCUCUGUUUCUAUUUGCUGUCCUACUUGCCAUCUCCAAGGUGAGGAGCAAGGAGAUUGUGAAGCUCUGCGGCCUGGAGUACAGAAGAACAGUCAUCUACAUCUGCGCUAGCUCCAGGUGGAGAAGACACCUGGAGGGGAUCUCUCGAGUUCAGCAAGGUGAGAGCAGAAACUACUUCCAGCUUCCAAAUAGACAUGAGGUUUCAGAGGAAAACAUAGCCCAGGACCUUCCCAAGGUGGAUUCCUCAGGCGAGAAACAUUUUGGGGAGGGACAGAUCCCCAUGGAAGGACUUUGGGAGUCAAAGAAGCAUUCAGUGAUGUCAAGGCAAGACUUAGAAACUCUGUGCUGCACUGAAGGCUGUUCCAUGACUGAUCUGAGCACUCUUUGUUAGGACAAAAGCAAAUUCCUGAUGGGUGGCAGAGCUUCGGCACACAUUUAAUCACCUUGUUCUACUGCCUGGUGUGAUGCUUGUAUUCCCUCAUAAAACAUGGCUUUCCA
Messenger RNA from Sciurus carolinensis (gray squirrel), 519 nucleotides. RefSeq names its product insulin like 5 (gene Insl5). Gene Ontology annotation, molecular function: hormone activity. Gene Ontology annotation, biological process: positive regulation of feeding behavior. Gene Ontology annotation, cellular component: extracellular region. Bases 5 to 412 code for a protein of 135 amino acids. The record is from RefSeq and is a predicted model, not a curated record. Lineage: Eukaryota; Metazoa; Chordata; Mammalia; Rodentia; Sciuridae. The transcript is spliced from 2 exons.